This is a messenger RNA of Bursaphelenchus okinawaensis, 2831 nucleotides long. The record is from the annotation of a GenBank genome assembly. NCBI's taxonomy places the organism in Eukaryota, Metazoa, Nematoda, Chromadorea, Rhabditida, Aphelenchoididae.
AUGGACAAGGGUCAAAAGGUUAGCAAAGUACAUAAAGCGAAGAAGACCAUAAAACCGACUCGAGUGGUAAGUUCUUUUCUGUUUUAUUAUUAUUUUAUGUUAAGGUAGAUGAUGAUUCAAACUUUAGGUGGAUGACGAAAAAGAAGCGACAAUCUUCGAAGAGGUGGCGGCGCCAAUCCAGCCCGCCACCGACGAACGGAUGCGAGAACUGGAUAAACAACGGAAACUGAAGAAGCUGCAGGAGCAGAAAAAGAAGCUCCCAACUCCAAAGUCUGCACCGGAGCCAAAAAAGGACAGUGAUAAGGUUGAGGGCGAAGCCGUCUCCAAGGUCGAGGACUACGCGGCCGAUGAGGAUGAGGUGCAGUCGAAACGGGCCGCUUUCUCUUACAGAUCACAAUGGACGACUACUGUGGAGCCGGGAGAGUCGAGUAAAUCGCACAAAAUUAAGGUAGGGCCGUGGGUUUUGGACUAUUAUGGGCUUUGGACUAAAAAUUUGUAUUUUUAUUAUCCCGCCAAUUUUGGCAUCGUGUUGUAAGGGCUUUUAAUGAUAAAAAAUUAAAUUUUAUGUUAGUAAUCACUACUAAAAACAGUUUUUUACUUGUUAUAGACAUCAAAAAUGAUUAUUUUAAAUGUUCAUUUUUGAAUUGAAUUUUUCCCGCCAAAUUUGGCAUUGUGUUUCAAAGGUCGAAAAUAGCGGAAAAUGACAUUUUAUAUAAGUAGUAACUACCAAAGCCCAUUUUUUGCUUGUUUUAGACAUAAAAAAUGAUUAUUUUGAGUUUUGAUUUCUGAAUUUUAAUUUUUCCGCCGAAAUUGGCAUUGUGUUUUAGGGCUAAAAAUCUAAAAAAUCUUGUAUUUCUUAGUGUGGAAAUGCGUUUUUGAUGAAACAUUUUAACCGAUUCUUCAAUUGGGCGGAUUUUACAUUUUUGAAUUUUGAUUUUCCCGCCAAGUUUGGCAUUCUGUUUUUAUGGCCUUUAAUGGUGGUUUUGAAGUACAAGGCUGUAAAAAUAGGCUUAAAUGAAAGCAAUGCAUAUUUUUUAUAAAUUUUAAAUUAAUUUUUUUUAAGUCCAAUUUUAAAAAUUUAAAAUUUCGUAUUUUAGAACGUGUCAGGCAUGGAGAAGUCGCCCCAACGGCGAAAGAAGCACAAAACCUCGAAAACCAAACAAAAAUCGAGCAAAAAGAUGAAAGACGAUGGUAAACUGGUACCGGUGGGGCCGGAAGUCAAUACUAAACUCAAAACAACCGAAACCAGGACUAGGACCACUACGACCGUUAGCCAGCUGGAAAUGUCAUUCUCAUACCACGAUGAUGACAAAGUGGAGAAACCGGCCGUCUCGGAGAAAGAGGUACCAAUCAUGUCGGAGAGAGAGGUACCAGUAAUGUCGGACAGAGAAGGACCAGUGAUAUCAGAGAAGGAGAUAUCAAUAAUGUCAGAGAAGAAAGGAGUACCAAACAGGAGGGACCAGAAAGGCAAGUUGGUACCGGUUGAGAGGUUGGACAAAGCGGUACCAGCUAACAAAAGUUUGAUGGUCCAGAACAGCAAAAGUGGUACACCUCAACGUGACAAAAGUGGUACACCGGACAAGAAUAUUACAUCUCAAGCGGACAAGUCUAGUACACCUCAAGCGGACAAGUCUGGUACAUCUCAAGCGGACAAGUCUAGUACACCUCAAGCGGACAAGUCUGGUACAACCCAAGCGGACAAGUCUGGUACAGCUCAGCCUGAUAAAAGUACCAAAGUUAAGACUGACAACAAUGUUACUGUAGCUAAAACUGCACCAGUUGAGGCAUCCAGUAAAUCUCCGAAAAGUGCACCACCUGACGUAUCUAGUAAAGCACCAAAAAAUGCACCAAGCGUGCGUAGUUCAGUGAGCACUAGUUUAGUACCAAAAAAUAUACCAAAACAACCAGAAUCGACUAGUCCAGCCCCGAAAAGUGCAUCAGAUCAAGAUGCCAAAAAUGGUACAGUUCAAGAUAGUAAAGGUGGUACGGUUCAAGAUGUCAAAGGUGGUUCAGUUCAAGAUGGUAAAGGUUUUGCAGUUCAAGAUGGCAAAACUGGUGCAGUUCAAGAUGGCAAAGAUGGUACAGUUGUAGAUGGCAAAGGUGGUGCAGUUCAAGAAGGCAAAGGUGGUACAGUUGUAGAUGGCAAAGGUGGUGCAGUUCAAGAUGGCAAAACUGGUACAGUUCAAGAUGGCAAAGGUGGUGCAGAUCAAAGCGGAAAAACGGCUCCAUUACUAAAAAAUGAACCAGCUGGUCCAGGUCCGACUCAAAAGUCUGAUUCAGUACCAAAAGCCGACAAAAUGGUACCAAAAGUACCAGAAACAAAAAGUGAACCAGGCACAUCAAAAAGUGGGACAGAAGUACCAAAUGCAUCAAAACAGACAGAAGCGACUAGUCCGGUACCAAAAAGUGCAUCAAGUCAAGAUGCCAAAAGUCGUACCGUUCCGGAAGGCAAAGGUGGUGCAGUUCAAAAUGAUAAAGGUGGUACUGUUCAUGAUAUCAAAGGUGGUGCAGUUCAAGAUGGAAAAAGUAGUACUGUUCAAGAUGGCAAAGGUGGUGCAGAUCAGAGUAGAAAAACGGUUUCAGUACCAAAGAAUAAACUGGCUAGUCCUAAGCCAAGUCCGACUGAGAAGACCAGUCCAGCACCGAAAGUUGGGCCAUCGGCCGACAAGUUGGUACCAAAAGCAGCAGAAACAAAAAGUGAUACGGGCACACCUAAAAGUGGGGCAGAAUUACUAAGCGGACCAAAAAGUGGACCAACAACGCCAAAAGGUGUACCAGAAACGAAAAGUGGACCAGAAUUACCAAAAGGGGGGACCAGGAACAACGAAUAG